AUGGCGGACGUGUUAAGUGUCGGAGUGAACCUGGAGGCCUUUGCCCAAGCCAUUAGCGCCAUACAGGCGCUGCGCUCUAGCGUGAGCAGGGUGUUCGACUGCCUGAAAGAUGGCAUGCGGAACAAGGAAACACUGGAGGGCCGGGAGAAGGCCUUCAUUGCGCACUUCCAGGACAACUUGCAUUCGGUCAACCGGGACCUCAAUGAGUUGGAACGUCUGAGCAAUUUGGUAGGCAAGCCAUCUGAGAACCACCCUCUCCAUAACAGUGGGCUCUUAAGCCUGGAUCCUGUGCAGGACAAAACUCCUCUCUAUAGCCAGCUCCUUCAGGCGUAUAAAUGGUCAAACAAGUUGCAGUACCAUGCAGGUCUAGCAUCUGGCCUUUUAAACCAACAAUCAUUGAAACGUUCUGCUAACCAGAUGGGAGUAUCUGCUAAACGUAGACCCAAGGCUCAACCCACAACUCUCGUCUUACCACCUCAGUAUGUUGAUGAUGUGAUCAGCCGCAUUGACAGGAUGUUUCCUGAAAUGUCAAUCCACUUAUCUAGACCCAAUGGAACAUCAGCAAUGCUUCUGGUGACCUUGGGGAAAGUGUUGAAAGUGAUUGUCGUCAUGCGGAGCCUGUUCAUUGAUCGAACAAUAGUAAAGGGAUAUACUGAAAAUGUCUACACAGAAGAUGGCAAGCUUGAUAUAUGGUCAAAAUCCAACUAUCAAGUGUUUCAAAAGGUGACGGACCAUGCCACUACUGCCCUGCUUCACUAUCAGCUGCCCCAGAUGCCAGAUGUAGUGGUCAGAUCCUUCAUGACCUGGUUAAGAAGUUACAUAAAGCUAUUCCAGGCCCCGUGCCAGCGCUGCGGAAAGUUUCUGCAAGACGGACUUCCCCCUACAUGGAGGGAUUUCCGAACCCUCGAAGCCUUCCACGACACCUGCCGGCAGUGA
Chrysochloris asiatica (Cape golden mole) is the source of this 936-nucleotide messenger RNA. It is a transcript of the gene MED27, whose product is annotated as mediator complex subunit 27. The record is from RefSeq and is a predicted model, not a curated record. The transcript has 8 exons. Gene Ontology annotation, cellular component: mediator complex. Gene Ontology annotation, molecular function: transcription coactivator activity. Bases 1 to 936 code for a protein of 311 amino acids. NCBI's taxonomy places the organism in Eukaryota, Metazoa, Chordata, Mammalia, Afrosoricida, Chrysochloridae. Gene Ontology annotation, biological process: regulation of transcription by RNA polymerase II.